Prorocentrum cordatum is the source of this 2728-nucleotide messenger RNA. Lineage: Eukaryota; Dinophyceae; Prorocentrales; Prorocentraceae. The record is from the annotation of a GenBank genome assembly.
CCUCGCCGUCUCGUUCGCUACCUGACCACUGCGCUGCGACCCCGCUGGAGUUGCCGCCUGCCACUGCUGAUGAGAACCCUUCUCGACGCGAUCCACUGGAAGACUGGAGAGAGCUCGCUGGUGCUGCUGGUGACUUGUUCCGUGAGCCUUAUGACGUGGGCCCGAUCCUUCUCAACCUCGUCAAGGAGUUCCCUGGUUCGUUCGGUCGCUACGUCCGCGACUCCCUCAAACCUCAGCUGCGCGAGCAUAUGGCCACCAUGGGAGGUCGGCUGCAACGUGAGUUGCUGCCGUUAACGUACCCCACCAUCGUGAAGACCGACGUCGCGCGCGACGGCGAUGACCUUAGCGACUUGAAUUGGGGGGCGCUCCACUGCAGGCUGGUUGUCACGGUGCUGGCGCUCAACUGGGAGGCAGGCUUCCGCUCGCUGAAGUUCGCGCGCCAUUGCCGCAGGCGCCCGAACGCUGCUCAGCGGGCAGCCUUGGCGGCCCUGGGCCGCCGCCUGUACCUGGCGACGCGCAUCGAGACCAGCCUGCCUGCGGAGCUCAACUGGGAGGACCGCCUGAAGGACCGCAAGAUCGGCUACGGCGGCGCCGAGAUCACCGCGCCUCACAAGCUGACCUUGGAGCAGGUGCUGGACGGCUUGCCGCCGCCUGGUUUUGCGGCCUCGAUUGAGGCUGCCGAUGUCGCGACGGGCUUCGUGCGCGACGCGUUGCUGGAUCCUGGGCUGGUGCUGCUGCCGCCUGCGCUGCGGCGUGCGGCGCCGACUUCGGCGCGGGUUUGGGCCUCGGAAGGCGAGUGGCAUCGCGUCGUUGAGGCCCUGCAUGAGCGCGGGAUGGUCGGCCCGAUCUCCGCGCCUGACAUCGCGCGCCGGGAUGAGUCGCCGCUGCUGAACGGAGCAUUUGGGGUUCCGAAGGCCCACGACGCCCCUGUCAAGUGCCGGGGCGGGGUGCUGAGGCCCGUGCUCAGGCUCAUCACCAAUCUGAUCCCGUCGAACGCCUGCCAAGAGUGCAUCGUUGGCGACGCGCCCGAGAUGCCGACGAUGAGCCAGCUGAACGGCCUGGUCUUGACGGAGUCCGAGGACUUGUUGUGGAGCGGCGCCGACAGGAAGGCCUUCUUCUACGUCUUCCGCGCGCCGCCGCCGUGGUGGCCGUACAUGGUGAUCGGGCCGCCAGUGCCGUCGCGCCUACUGGGUCUCAAGGACGGCGGCGCUACCCACAUCUGCCUGCGCGUGAUCGGCAUGGGCUGGAUCAGCGCGGCGGGGGUCACGACUCAUCUUCAUCGCAACAUGCUGCGUCGCAGCGGCGCGGUGCCUCGCGGCCUGAGCCCCAGCUGCGAGAUUACCCGGCGCCGCCGCCUGCCGCUUGGUGCAGAGAAGCCCUGCCCGCCUGCUUGGAUGGUGUACAUCGACAACUUAGAGAUCGCCGAGAUCGUCGACAAAUCUGAGGCCGACAAGUUACGCGGGACGGUCCCCGAGCUGCUGACUGACGCUCGGGCCUGCUACGAGGCCGCAGGGUCGCCUGGCUCCCCGGGCAAGGACCUGCACCGCGUGGUGCGCGCAACCACUCUGGGCGAGCUUGUUGAUGGUGUUGAAGGCCGCUUCAGCGUGAGAGUGAUCGAGGACUUGCUGAUGUGCCUGGCCCUGUCGGGGCUCUGCGUGGCUGACAUGAGGCUCGAGGUCGACCACCUGGUGACGGAGGAGACCGCCCUGAUCACCGUCUUUGAUGGCAUCGGCGGCGGGCGCAGAGCCUUCGAGAUACUGGGCCUGGUACCAGCGGUGCACCUGUCGUUCGAGGUGGGCCCGCAGGCGGUUCGCGUCGCGCGGCGCGCUUAUCCUGGCACGCAGCAACUCGGAGAUGUUACAUCUGCUGUCCCCGCUGCCCUGGCUGGCCUGCUGCGGGCCCGCGGCCGCAUCGCCCGCGCGGUGGUCAUCGGCGGCUUCCCGUGCCAGAUCUACACGAGCUUGAACGUCGACCGCAAGGGCUCGUCGGACUCGCGCGCCUCGCUGGUCGAUCACAUGGUGAGGGUCAUCCGAGGCCUGCGCGCAGCCAUGCCCGAGGUGAGCGUUGACUUCCUUGGCGAGAGUGUAGCAUCAAUGGCAGAGUCCGACGUCCUUCACCUCAGCGGGUUGUUCGAGCGGAUCCCCUUGGAGGUUGAGGCUGGUGACGUCGGCUGGGUGAGGCGUCCUCGUCUCUACUGGCCGUCCUGGGACUUGCUGCCGUCGUACGAGGCCAAGACCGUGAUGGUGCUGACCAAGGACGGCGCCUCUCGCCGCCUGUGCCGCGUGUCGCUGGAGGUGGAGCGCCCGCCGCUGGAGGAGUGGCUGCCGGCUGGCGCGCGCUGCCCUGGAGCGGAGGGUGGCGAGCCCCUCCCAACGUUCGUUCGCUGGACACCGCGCUCGCAGCCGCGCCCCAGGCCCGCGGGCAACGGGGAGUGCACGGCUGCUGAGCUGACGCGCUGGGAGGAGGCGGCCUUUGCGGCGCCGCCCUACCAGUUCCGUGACAAGUGGUGCAUUCACUGGCCUGACGGACGGAUCGCGCCUCCUGAUUCGGUGAUGAGGGAGAAGCUGAUGGGCUUCGCCGAAGGCCACAUCGUGCCCUGCAUGACCAGCAGUGAGGCGAAGGCCGAGCCCGGCAAGUACGAGGGUUCGAGGCGUUCGCUGGUCGGCAACUCGUUCCAGUGGUGGCGUGGCUGCUGGCGCACUGGGCUGUCGCUGCUGGGCUGCUGGUG